GAGAGGGCAACGCGACUUGUAAAGCGAGUGGUGUGUGUUGUUUAUCGUUACUUUCGUGUUGAACAUUUUCAGACUGAUUACCAUAACUACUGUGCUGCUUAUGACUAUUAUAAGGAAGAGGUAAAUUAUUUAUAAUCUGUCAGUGUAAUUUUCACAAUGCCCAAAGGAAAAGGAGGUGGUGGAGAAUCCAAAGGAGCAAAAGGCGGGAAAGGAGGAGGAAAGGGAGGUGAAGCUGCUGCAGAAGGAAAGAGUCAACAGAAGCAGAGCAAAGGAGGGAAUGCAGUGAAAGUUCGCCACAUACUUUGUGAAAAACAGUCAAAAAUUUUAGAAGCUAUGGAGAAAAUUAAGUCUGGUAGGAAAUUCAAUGAAGUAGCUGCUGAGUAUAGUGAAGACAAAGCUCGUCAAGGGGGAGAUUUAGGUUGGAUGAAUAGAGGAUCUAUGGUUGGUCCAUUUCAAGAUGCUGCUUUUUCUCUUCCUGUCAGCACUCUUCAAAGUCCUGUCUAUACUGAUCCACCUGUUAAAACUAAGUUUGGAUAUCACAUAAUUAUGGUGGAAGGCAAGAAAUGACAAACAGUUUUCAUUGCGUUUUUUGUACAAUAUUUCUUGUGUUAUGAAUAUGUAAAAGUCUUAUGCAUAAUAUGUAAUAAAGGGCUAUGUGAACUGUUUA
Molecule: messenger RNA, 667 nt
Organism: Limulus polyphemus (Atlantic horseshoe crab)
Lineage: Eukaryota; Metazoa; Arthropoda; Merostomata; Xiphosura; Limulidae
Product: peptidyl-prolyl cis-trans isomerase NIMA-interacting 4-like
Exons: 3
Coding region: 157-567 (136 amino acids)
Biological process (GO): rRNA processing
Molecular function (GO): DNA binding; peptidyl-prolyl cis-trans isomerase activity
Source: RefSeq, a predicted model, not a curated record